Peronospora belbahrii is the source of this 606-nucleotide messenger RNA. The record is from the annotation of a GenBank genome assembly. NCBI's taxonomy places the organism in Eukaryota, Oomycota, Peronosporomycetes, Peronosporales, Peronosporaceae.
AUGCAAACACUCCGAGCUUCAAACGCUUCACUUGCCAUCGGCACAUCAACAUUUUUCCAAUUCCUUCUCGUGCGUUCUUUGGAGCGCAGCAUUUUCGUCAUCGGUAAAACUUUAUCGAUCCCAUGGCCGCCAACAUACGAUCAGUCUCAGUUCUUGUUUUGCGUGCUUCACGUCAAGUCAAUCGGACCGCCAACUGCAACAGCCGCACUUCAGAGAAUAUCAAUGGCUUUUCACAACGCUAAAACGUGCCGCCGCUGUUCAUGCCGUAGAAAGUCGUGCCUACGCCGGAAAGCAGACCAACCGCGUCGAGUCAAGUGCUUCAUCCCUCACGCACAAUUCCUUCUAAUCCCUCGUGCUGGUGCGCUUUAUCAUCAGAGAAAGAGCAAGUCCUUUGUUCAAAAUGAACCUCAAUUUGAAUUGGACGGAAAUGAUGAUGAACUAAUGCCGAAUGAGGUCGCCUUCAAUAGUGAAGACCUUCGUAUCAUGCGUGACUCCAUCGAACGGAUGCGGCAAGAGUUGAGUCGUGGUCUGCAAAACCUCCUGGAGCUUCGCGCUUUGAUGAAAGAAGUAGCAAGCCAGCAAGAGUAUUGUGAAGAUGUUAGAUGA